This is a messenger RNA of Magallana angulata, 2932 nucleotides long. RefSeq lists its product as uncharacterized. Bases 300 to 1064 code for a protein of 254 amino acids. The record is from RefSeq and is a predicted model, not a curated record. NCBI's taxonomy places the organism in Eukaryota, Metazoa, Mollusca, Bivalvia, Ostreida, Ostreidae. The transcript is spliced from 4 exons.
ACUGCUUAUAUUGCUAACUGCUAAAUCAAACCACAAUCAAAAGGAAGGUUAUAUUUAUAUAUACAACUGUUUUCAUUCCAUGGAUAAAUGAUAACCCAUAUCGAUGCUUUAAAUCCUUCCAACAAGUUUAAACUUUUACAAGACAUGCAAUCAUAAAGGUAAAUGGAGUAAUUUUAUGGAUGAACGAUCCCCCUUUUUAAAUGCUUUAAAUUGAUUUAACACGUAUAAUCUUAAUAUUUGGGCACAGAUCGAUAGUGAACAACGUAAAUUUUACUUCCUCAAUCACAGCAGUCGUAGUAAUGCGUUUCAUAUUUUUGAUUUAUUUUUUGAAAUUAUUUAACGAGGCGAGAACUUACGAAAACAUUGCCUUGAAUAAACCUGCAUCGCAGCAAUAUACUCAGUAUACCUUUUAUGGAACAUUUGACGCGGCUCAUGCUGUAGAUGGAUAUAAAUCUAAUUUGGAUGUUGAAGGAGGGCAGUGUACGUUAUCCGACUAUGGACGUUCAUCAUCAAAAUGGCAGGUAGAUCUGGAAGGGGUACUCAGUAUCGACCACAUCUCUAUUCAUUAUGCAACGAACAAUACUCUAUGGGAUACUAAGGGUGACACCUUGUCCACGUUUUUGGGAUUUUCGCUCUACGUAUCAAACACAACUACCAAGGAGGAUUGGGUACUUUGUUUUAAGGACACAUUCUACACAAGGGAUACAAUUCCUAACCCCCUUAACAUAUCAUGUCGUCUGAGUGGGAGAUACGUCAUCUACUACAACAACAGAACACACUUUCCGCUACCUGCAGGAUAUAGUUAUUACGCUUUCAAUGAACUAUGCGAAGUAGAAGUAUAUGGUUGUCUGAAUGCAAGCUACGACGGAGAUAACUGUUCUACAUCUUGCCAUCAGAACUGUUUGGAUGGACGGUGUGACGUCAUGGAUGGAACAUGUCUAGGCUGCAUUCAAGGAUACACAGGAUCGACUUGUGACACAGGUUGUAAUACAAUUGUAAUUAUGAUAUAUUUCUACGGAAAACACAACGUUUUUAUGUAUAUGAUAUAUUUAAUAAAUUGCUAAUAUUAUAAUUGCAAACAAACUUAAUAUAAAUCAUUUUGAAUAUUUAAGUUUUGAUUUAUUUCAAACUUAAAAGACGUGAAGUAAUUUCACACGUAUCUUAUUAUUGCUUAAACGCUUUAAAAAAAUGUAUACAUUGUUGCAUAUGUAAGUGUGAAAGACUGUGAAUUUGUGUCGCUGAAAUAAUACACUCAACGUUUUUACUCAGACUUUCAAAAAUGCUUUUUGCAUUCUUGAAAUGUGUUGCUGCUUUUCAUGUUUUAAUAUUUUCAACUUUUCAGCAGAUCUUGAGUUUGAAUACAGCAUUUUUUUUUCAAAACUUGUAAUACAAAUAUGUUUUUAAAAUGAUGUUGUGUACAGAAAUCUGAAUUAUAAAUUUGUCUUCCUGUAUUUUGUUAAUAUGCAAAAUAGUUAUGAUAUUGUAUUUGCAACCGUUUUAAACUUAUCUUAUCUUAAAGGUUUGAUAACGUAAAUGCAAUCAAUUUGUUUUGGAAAAUCAUGAUUAAUUUUUAGCAAUUUAACUGUAAGUAUGAAUUUCUUAACUAUCAACAUUAUUGUUAUUGACAACACUUGAGUAAUUCUGUUUCAUAUUUAUGAUAUAAACAAUGUUCUGAUUUUUUUUUACCAUAAAAGUGAUCUGAAUCUAAGAUAAAAACAUACUCUUUUCAUUUUACUUUUAGUUUUUAUAAUACUUUCAAAUAACAACUACUUGUUUUGGAAGUAGCGUGUGAAGUGUAGGUGUAACUGAUAUCAAGAAUAGAUAACACAAAUAAUGUUUAUAUUUUUCUUUCAAUAUAGAUAUAACUUCAUUCUGAUCUCAAAAAGGAAAAGAAACAUGGUUGUUGCUGCCAAACAAAACUACACAGAGGGCUUUAUAUUUUAAAAUCUAACGUGAGGAAGGAUAAUAUCACCAUGGAAAAAAAUUCAUUUGACCAGUAAUUAUAUCGUCAUCUUUUGUUGCAUCAUGUUUAUGCACUUUUAAAAGCCUUUUUAUAUUUUAUGCAUAUUUUUUUUUCAUGUAUGCAAAACAAAUGAUUUUGAAUGUGAAGAUAAGAAUGUUCACAAAAUCAUGAAAUUUUAUAUUUGAAUUUUAAAUGUUAAACAAACUUUAAAAACCAGCGCUUAUCUCUCCAACAUUCAAUGUCAACACUCGAUGAAUUUUGUUCUGAAUUCAGUACGAUGACCAGCUGAUUAGAAAAUUUGGCGGGCUCGAAUACUGGACAAUUUUAAACAAUCUUUAUCGGCAACAGGACUGAAAAUUAAACAAUCAAUAUUCUAAACGUAAUUGAAUGAAGAAACAUAUACCUAAACUCACUUUCUAAUUUUCUUAUUUUAUUAAUUAUCAGGGUUUAGACAUUGUUAUCAUUUUGUUGAGUACAAUAACGAAACACUAACACAGAAAAUAUCAUAGUGUUUUUAAUAAAACAGUACUUGUUCAUAUAAACACUGAAAUAUUUGAUAUUGUCAUUCUGAAUGCAAGCGUCUUGUAUAUUUAUGGGACUACUAUUUAUCGUGUAACCGUCUUUAUUUAAACAUGGAUUCCCGAUUCAGAUAAUCUGAGUAUUUUUUUUUUGGUGCAAAUACAAACAGAAAAUACAGUAAAACACGCUUAUAACGAAAUCCCAGGGAUGGGCAAUAUUACUUCGUUAUAAGCGUAAUUCGUUAUAUCCGUCAAGUUUACAACAUGAAAUACAGACUUGGAAAAUGAAAUUCACUUCGCUGUAAGCGUCAAUUCAUUAUAAGCGUGUUCGCUAUAACCGUGUUUUGCUGUAUUUUAUUGUGUUGAUAAAGCAACGUCAAUAUUAAUAAAUACUGAAAUAUAGAGACUUUAAUAUAUACAUGUGGCUUCUUGUAUAUUUAUAAAGACUUGU